GUGAAAUGGAGCAUGCGGUUAUCUCUAUCUGGUUUUCCUUUAUGGUUGAGUGAAGAGAAUCCUCACCUGGCAUAUUUUUUGCGCAACCUCAUUUUCUCUCCUUUUCUUAUCAGCUCCUCUCGUUGUAAAGCUUCACAAUGGACGCGUUUGAAGUUCUGGCGGAAAACUACGAAUUCAAUGACAUUGAGGGACGGUGCCUGGCCUUCAGGAGGGCGGCCUCUGUGCUGAAGAGUCUUCCCUGGGCGGUGCGGAGUAUCGGGGCCACGCAGGACCUGCCAUGCCUGGGUGAACACACCAAGGCUGUCAUGAAGGAGAUUCUUCAAUAUGGCCGCUCAUUUGAGGUCGAGAAAAUACUCUCUGAUGAAAGAUGUCAAACUCUCAAGCUGUUCACGAGCGUGUUUGGGGUUGGACCUAAAACAGCCGAGAAGUGGUACCGCAGAGGGCUUCGCUCGUUCAGCGACGUUCUGGCGCAGCCCGCCAUUCAUCUGAACCGGAUGCAGCAAAGUGGUUUUCUGCAUUAUGGAGACAUCUCCAGGGCUGUCAGUAAAGCGGAGGCACAGGCCGUGGGGAACAUUAUUGACGAGGCUGUCCAUGUGAUCACACCAAACGCCAUACUAGCGCUGACAGGUGGCUUUCGGAGGGGGAAGGACUUUGGCCACGAUGUCGACUUUAUAGUGACCACAAUGGAGCUGGGAAAGGAGGAAAACCUUCUGAUCAGCAUCAUCCAAAGUCUGAAAAAACAAGGUCUUCUGCUCUUCUCUGACUACCAGGCGUCGACCUUUGACCUAUCAAAGCUUCCCAGCCACAGGUUUGAGGCCAUGGAUCACUUUGCGAAGUGCUUCCUGAUCCUGCGUCUGGAGGGCAGCCGGGUGGAGGGAGGCCUUCAGAGAGCCCAGGGCGACGGCCGCGAGUGGAGAGCGGUGCGCGUGGACCUGGUGUCGCCGCCGGCGGAUCGCUUCGCCUUCACGAUGCUCGGCUGGACCGGCUCCCGGAUGUUUGAGAGAGACUUACGAAGGUUUGCUCGACUGGAACGGCAGAUGCUUCUGGACAACCAUGCCUUGUAUGACAAAACAAAGAAGGAGUUCCUGACAGCGACGACUGAAAAGGACAUCUUUGACCAUCUGGGCCUUGAGUACAUCGAGCCUUGGCAGAGGAAUGCGUAGGCCUCCGCUCCUCCCUAGAUGGAUGGUACCCUGUGCGCACAUCAAUGAUCAUCCCAUCUGCUUGCUGCUCUCAGGCCUCUCCCGUGAUUUACUUUCUAACUGCUUCUGAUUCCCGUGUCUCCUUUGUGUUGUUGUUGCUGUUGUCGCCUGAAUUACACGCUGAUGCGCGAUUCAUAAUUCAUAAUUCAUAAUUCGCUCUUGUUCGCUAUUGUCUGGCAGAGAAUA
Molecule: messenger RNA, 1388 nt
Organism: Poeciliopsis prolifica (blackstripe livebearer)
Lineage: Eukaryota; Metazoa; Chordata; Actinopteri; Cyprinodontiformes; Poeciliidae
Product: DNA nucleotidylexotransferase-like
Exons: 9
Coding region: 138-1163 (341 amino acids)
Biological process (GO): double-strand break repair via nonhomologous end joining
Cellular component (GO): nucleus
Molecular function (GO): DNA-directed DNA polymerase activity; DNA binding; DNA nucleotidylexotransferase activity
Source: RefSeq, a predicted model, not a curated record